Symbiodinium pilosum is the source of this 1135-nucleotide messenger RNA. NCBI's taxonomy places the organism in Eukaryota, Dinophyceae, Suessiales, Symbiodiniaceae. The record is from the annotation of a GenBank genome assembly.
GUGACAUCCAUUUCCUGGAGCAGCAACACAACGCGGUUAGCCACCGUCGGAGCAGACAAAAUUGUGCAGCUCUUUGACGAACAUGGUGAGAAGCAGGACAGGUUCAGCACAAAGCCAGCUGACAAGGCAGCCCGAACCUAUGGUGUGCGGACCAUCGAGUUCUCCCCAGAUGGCACUAAGUUGGCUGUGGCGCAGAGUGACAACAUAGUGUUCGUGUACAAGCUCGGAAGUGAUUGGAAGGACAAGAAGUCCAUCUGCAACAAAUUCCAGCAGACCUCAAGCGUCACCUGCCUCACGUGGCCUGCGGGGCAUCCCAACGAGGUUGUGUUUGGCCUUGCUGAAGGCAAGGUCAAAGUGGGUCAGCUGAAGUCAAACAAGGCUGCCACCCUUUACUCGACGGAUUCCUUUGUAGUCUCGAUGUGCGCUGGUCCAGAUGGCAACUCCAUUCUUAGCGGGCACUUAGACGGUUCCAUCUACCGCUUUCACUUCGAGACUGAGACGGUUCCACGGCCGACCACGACCAAGUUCGCCAUGGUGCCACAGUGUGUGCCCUACGCACUGUCCUGGGGCUACGCCGGCAUCUGCGCUGCGGGUAACGACCGCAUGGUGCGCUUUUGGGACUCCGAGGGUCGAGAAGGGCAGACCUUCGACUACAGCGGUGAUCCCAAGAUCAAGGAAUUCACAGUGGCGGCCUUCAAUCCGUCCGGCGAGUCGGUCGUGUUGGGAAAUUACAAUCGCUUCUUAGUCUUUGCCUGGCACCCAAAGAGGAGCGAGUGGGCAGAAGUUGUACAGCGUGAGGUGCCAAACCUCUACACUGUCACGGCACUUUCCUGGCGAGCAGACGGGUCUCGACUAAUCGUGGGAUCUCUCUGCGGUGGCGUGGAUAUGUUCGAUGUGUGCAUUCGGCGAUCGCGUUAUCGGGACUCGCACGAGUUCACCUACGUUUCCCUUAGCCAAGUCAUCGUCAAGAGCUUGCGCUCUGGUGCUCGCAUAGUGCUCAAGAGCAAUGUUGGCUUUGAGAUCAAGAAGAUCAACAUCUUCCAGGAGCGCUUCCUGGUAGCUCACACACCGGAGAGCAUUUUGCUCGGGGAUCUGCAGACAUGCAGACUGUCCGAGAUUCCAUGGCACUCCAGCG